AUGUUAAGACAGCUCUUCAAUCUGUUCUCCUCAAAAUUACCUAAACUGGGCACUGGCGCGGCAGUGUCGGCAACUCCUGUGGCCUCCCUCUCUUCUCUUCGUCUGCUGCCGAUCGUCCCUACCAGGUACGCACUGUUUCCUUACAUCCCCUGUUCGCCUAGAUUCUUGUUUAGUGGGAAACUUACGAUCACGGUUGGUACCAUCUACCGCAUGUUCAAUGCCUCGUUAGCAGAGGUUCUUCGUGGGCAGAUGUUUGUCCGGGCAGUGGACGGUCAAAUGACGCAGGAAGACUAGAAAUUAUUUACCUGGAUGUUUGCAAAUGCAUCUGUUUCGGUCUAUCAGCGUACAGCGAUGGCAGUAGGGAUUGCCAGUUUUUUGCCGGCUUGGGUCUCAAUAUGACUGACCGGCGCCGGGCUCUAGUCCAAAAACAGCGUUCCCGUGACCAUUGUCGUUCUCGGCAAAAUAAACUCUCCAUUUCUCUCCUUGUCAGGCGCGACAACCAGGUUCAGGAAAGCGUACCAGUAUUCCUUCAGGUUUGUACCGAAAAAAAUUGUCUUUUUUAAAGCCAUCAAUGCCCUAGUCAAAUGUUCUCGCAUGUCCCACACCGCCCACAACAAGCACGAAAUACGCGCCUUCCACAAGUGGAAAGCGUGUUCAUCGGCUCCUUCUUCAUGUGACCCCUAUGGUACUCUAGCGCAUGUGAGAUUUGUGCAGUCCACCCCGGUUGUACGAAAACCCGAUGUGUGGUGUGUGGGGGCAGGUCGGUAUGCCGUGUGUGGCACUCACGGUCUGUUUAACUCAACCACUUACACCAAAUCCCCGCAUCAGGCAGCUGACCGAUCCGGACAGUGAACUGGUGUCUAGGAGAGGGAAGAGAAAAGGUAAGGCCCAUUCUCGGCGUAUAUUCCUCUUUAUAAACAAUCCGGUACGCUUGGAUCUACGACGGUUGCGUUAAAAGUCGUGGCUUGUAAGACUUCCAACUGACGGAAAAACUCGGUCCUCCUCUCAGGACGGAGAGUUAGGCUGCAGUAUCUUCUUCAAAGUGUGCUCUAUAAUGGCACUCCCAUUCUGUUCGCAUCUGUGCCGCCCCCUUGUGUGAAAUCCUGGUUCUCUGUGAGUGGACUUUGGAGUGUGGUGGCACGCCUCAGUGCGGGUUCACGCCGUGCCAACCACCUGCGCCCGAUCCUGCCUCCGAUCUUAACACUGGGCUCAGGUGGGGGGGGGGAGGAGAGGGUGCGUAGGUACUACGCAAGUUUGGCAUCAUUAUAUGCUAAUUCGCACCCCCCACCCGCCGUCUCUGCGUCCACCUUGCUGUGGGGCACACUGUGGACAUCGCCGAUAGAAGCGAACAGGCGAGUUCCAGGUAGCUGUUCAGAAGACGAAGAUGUGAUCACGGGAACAAGAAAUUUAUUCGCCUGACGUUUCGGAACCUCACUUGAACCCAUCAUCAGAGUCAGUCGCAGGUAAGUGUAAUGGUGGCACAAGGAGUGCAGUAUUUAUAGCACGUGGCUGUCUUGGGACCAUAUGCGCACUGGUGCCUGGGAAUUGGAAGAGAGAGAGAGAUAGGGUGAAAUGGACUCGAAAGACUGCGUCGGCACGGCACUCAGCACAUAUUCCUCGCUAUAACCAAUCUGAAGCACUAUUUAAUCAUGGUGCGUUAAAUGGCGUGGCUGGGAUACGUUUGUCGUCCGCUCAGGAUGGACGGCAAUAGCUUCUUCUUGAUGUUGCCGCUAUGACACUCCUACUCAGUUGGGAUCCCGUCCGCCGCCCUUUGUUGUUUGUGUGGAAACCCAGUUCAUCAUGUGCGGACCAGGAGCGCGUGCAUGGUACGAGCACACGUGCCGUUUAGAUUUGUCAGCCACAGCGCCUGAUCCCGCCUCCGACAGAUGCAGCGGGCAAAGGUAUGGAGAAGGACCCCACUUAAUUGACGGCAGACUGUGGACCAAGUCAUAAGGUCUUUUAUCUUGGCAUCCAUUCGCAGGCCUUUGCAGACAUUACACUGCCAAUAACAAACACUUGCCGUGACUUCAAACCAUCACUCAAACUCCUCUAUUUUUUGAAAUUUACCUUUUGUUUAUUCUUAAUCACCGCGCUCAGUUCCGUUGUCGUACAAAAGCGUACGACGAGUCUUUAGGGAGAAAUCCAAAUUAUUUCUGUGAUUUCCUGCAUUUCGUCAGCUUACUGUGUAGUGCGCUGUCCCACCCCUAAACCUCCCCUUACCGCCAAUUACGGAUGACGUGAUCCACAGUCUGCCGUCAGUAAAGUGGGGUCCUUCUCCAUACCGUUGCCGAUACAGCGCAAUUUACCGUUCCCGCGCUUACCCUGCUCUGGGAUGCACGGUAAACAUGGUCAGUACCGACUUUUGAACUGUGAAUAGGCUGUAGUGCUGAUUGUUGAUGUAAGCCAUCGCAAAGCAUCCUCUAACGUCCAUAAUCAUGUCAUAUGUUUUAUUUAUCUGCAACAGCAAGGCUCGAUUGCCUUAAAGUAGUCAAUUUCAAAUAGAUUUGGGCAGUGUUUCUGCUGUUUAUUCUUGGUAUGCAUCAAAAUAGACUUUAACCAUACUUACGUGUUCCAUGUGUAGCAGUCUUCUGAUAGUCGGUGUCACCCGAUUGUAAAACCAUUUGGCGACAGUGUCGUAUGUAGCCCCACCUAGUCAGUUUUGUAAAGCGUGCCUACUUAUUUUAUUUAGGCAUGUGUCGGCAACGUUAGCACAACUAGGAUGAUAGUUAAGAUUAAUUAGUUUUUGACGCAGGAUUCCAAGGUUAGGGUUAGUGUUAGGGUUUUAAAGUUAGCAUCAGGGUUGCGGUUACCGCAGCGGACAGCGGUAUGGAGAAGGACCCCACUUAACUGACUGCAGACUGUGGAUCGCGUCCCAAGGUCUUUCAUCUUGGCAUCCAUUCGCAGGCCUUUGCAGACAUUACACUGCCAAUAACAAUCACUUCCCAUGACUUCGAACCACCACUCAAAUCCUUUUUUUUUGAAAUUUGCCUUUUAUUCUUAAUUACUGCGCUCAUUUCCGUUGUACGAAAGCGUAUGACGAGUCUUUCAGGAGAAAUACAAACAAUUUCAGUGUUUUCCUGCAUUUCUUCGGCUUACUGUCUAGUGCGCUGCCCCAUCCGUAAAACUGCCCUUACCGCCAAUCACGUUUGACAAUAUCUACAUUCUACUUAUAGUACAGUGGGGUCCUUCUCCAUACCGUUGCCGAUGCAGCGCAAGUUACCUUCCGCGCGCUUACCCUGCACUGGGAUGCACGGUAAACCUCGUCAGUACCGACUUUUGAACUGUGAAUAGGCUGUAGUGCUGAUUGUUGAUGUAAGCCGUCGCAAAGCAUGCUGAAACGUCCAAAAUCUUGUCAUAUGUUUUAUCUAACUGGUAGAGUACGGCUCGAUUGCCUUAAAGUACUCAAUUUUAAAUAGUUUUGGGCAAUGUUUCUGCUAUAUUUUCUUGGUAUGUUUCAAAGUAGCCUUUAAGCAUACUUGUGUGUUCUUCAUGAUAUAACAAUCACCACAGAUAUCCAUCUGUAGCAGUCUUCUAAUAAUUGGUGUCACCCGAUUGUAAAACCAUUUGGCGACGGUGUCAUAUGUAGCCCCACCUAGUCCGUGUUGUAAAACUUGCCUACUUAUUUUAUUUAGGCAUGUGUGUCGGCAACGUUAGCACAACUACGAUGAGGGUUAAGACUAAUUAGUUUUCGGCACAGGAUUUUAAGGUUAAAGUUAGUGUUAGGGUUUUAAGGUUAGAAUUAGGGUUGCGGUUUCCGGGUUAGGGGUUUAAGGUCAGUGUUAUUGUUAGGAAUAGGGGUUUGAGUUUUACAGUUAAGAUUAGGGUUAGUGUUUUAAUGUUUAAUGUAAGUAUUAGGGUCUAGGCUAGGGCUUCGAGAUUUGGGUUAGGGUUAGGUUUGGGAUUUAACGACUAGCUUUAGGGGUUACGAUUAGCUCACGAGAACGCAUAUAAUGGGUCCUAUGUUGACUACUAAGUCAGAGUUGCCAGUAAUGCUACGUGUCGCUGGACUGACCAUGGUCAACUCACGAAGAUACAUUUGAUGGAUCCUAUGCUGACUGUUAACUUGCAUUCCCAGGUUCGUAUUAAACCCCUUGGGGGUGGCGCCAUCUCGCGGCAUAAAAAGCAAGGAAGUGAAACGUUACUGGACCGAGGAUGGCACUCACGAUCCGCCUCUUCAGGAUGCAGUGGAUCGUUUUAAGAAACUGCGCUGGGGCGCGUACAUUCACGCUCGUGCUGGGCGUCGAAAACAUCUCUACCGGUUAGUUCAUAUCUGACUUGCCACCUAUCUCCCUCCCCCUCUGCCUUCCCUUCCCCAAGAUCCGAAGUAGUAAUUUUUUUGCUGGGGAGUGUCCACACUUUUGGCCUUCUACUAUUCUUUGAUGCCUUUAUUAUAGGAAUUACUGGCACGCCAUUCUUUGGAUAUUUCUUCUUUAUGUUAUAAACGAAUUCUAAUCACAACUACGUACGAACAUAAUAAACAACAGCUGAUCUACUGAGGUCCGAGCAGAAGAAGAAGAGGAAAAUCCGAUGACGGGAAUGAAAAGUUUAUUGGCCUGGCGUCUUGAGUUUUUACUCGAACUGCCCUCCUAGAACUCGCGUAUUCGCUUCUAGAGGCCCCGAAUUUUUUUCAUUGAAACCUCCGUUUUCCUGCCGGAGGUUGGAUCAAAAACCAAAACUUCAUACAGAACUACUCUUACGCAAGGGGAUCCAGUUCCAUUGUAGGCGGAAAGAGAAAAGCUUAACUGAAUGACAUGGGGUCAGCGUUCAUGAGCGCCUGUAGGUGCGAUGCAUCUUUUAGGAAUCAUCUGGUAAAUUUUUCAAAUGUUUCUUUGCCAUUUUACCUUCAUAUGCGUAGUUGGGGCUUCUGAAUCUCUUCGGGAGCUAUAUAAUUAGGUUAUCGUAACGAAUGCAGUUGUUUUGGGUGUCGGGCUUACUACUAGGCUUAACUUUAGGAUUAUGGCAAGGGUUUAGGUUUGAGUGAGUGUCCGGUCAAGGCAAAGAUUAUGCCUUACGGCUUGAGUUAGCGUUAGGUAUAAGCCUAAAUGAAUAGGGUUACAUUUAUGGUUAGUUUUGACCCUAAACCUUAUUCCAAUCAUAAUCCAAAUCCCUACAUUAACCCUGACCCUACUCCUUAGCCUACAUUAAGCAUAACCCCAACCCUAGUCAUAAACCUGACGCCAAACCAAACUCCAUCUUUCAGUCUAAUUUAGGCCUUUUCAUAUUGUUACCCCUCAGAAAUUUGAAAUGUGAUAACCCCAGGGCUCUUGUCAAGAAUUCGUAUUUUAGGUAGUCAGAACUAUAACUGUACACUAGAUUCUUGCCCUUUCUAUCGCGAAUUCGAACUCAGCCAGGGCUGCCGGGUCUUGUUCAAUUUGACAAUUAGGUAUGAUGCUAGCUACACAUAUUGAAGAAAGUGCGGCAGAUGUACUAUCACGUGUUAACUGUCAUUCCGAAAUGUGUUUUCGAUUCGGGACGACUACCAAAGUCGGUUUGCUAUACUGAUUAUCUAACCGCAUAAUUUUAAGAUAUUUCAUUCACGUUAGAAUCCUGGCUUUUGAGUGCGCUUCUCUUCGGCCAUCGGCACAAACUAUACGCUGAAAAAAUGGCCACUUAAGCAGUGUGAUUAUUAAAAUUGACUUUCUCUGGCCUUACAAAUUCAAUUAUAUUUUAUGGGAAACGUUCGGGGAAAAUAUUCCUUGUUGUAAUCAUUCGGUAGUUGGUUACGUUUUCAUGUUUAAUGCUUUGAGAAUGGGCGAUCAUCCACUUUUAAGAAGAACUUCUGAUUAUGAUGCCUUUUAGACCGCAAAAUAUCCAUUUACGCAGUCUUGCAUCGGCAAGUUUAUUAAUGUUAUUUAUAAAGUGUACAACCUGGUCCACAUCCGUCGCACAAUGUUAUGCCCGCUGUAUGACGUCUUCCUAAGUGCAUGGAGAAGUGUUUGGUAUCGCCAUGACGAAAAAUUUACAUCACGCAGUUUGACAACCCUGGGCGCAGAUGUAACGGCAGGUUGGGCUCAAAAUUAUUCGGAAAUCGAAAACGUUUCGAAAAACCAAAAAAACCCUUUCUUAGAGUUUAAAAAUUGAAAAAGGACAUAAUUUCCUGGCAAACGAGUACAGGAGAAGAUAUUUUUGUUUACUUUUCCUAUAAGAUAUGAUUGAAUCCGAAAGGGCAUCGAAAAUCAACAGGGAAAAAUCAUGCUACUCAAGUCGUCUUUGCCGACGCCCGAGAAAAAGCUCUUUGAAAAGUCGGCAUCCUGGCGUGACUGAAAUAUCCUGCGGCUGUGCUAGGAGAUAAUUAUUAUUACAGCCCCACUAAAGUAAUCCCUCCUAAUCGAAAAAAAAUUAGAAAUUCCGUAAACAGUUUUUGAGAUAGAACCUUCACUGUAGCAAUGAAGAAUGCGCAUCUGCACCGGGUUUUUUUUCAAAGCGUCACCCAAAGCUCACCUUACACCCCCCGCCCCCUUUCAGCCAGUUUCACUUUGUUAGGUAGCCUUUGAAGGGAAAUAUCAAGUGGCUGCCCUCCGGCGGACAAGUCUCAUCUGCUUGCCGAAGUCAACAGUCGCAAAUGUGUUGACCUUGUGACUCGCCACUCCUGAGCCAGUUCGUCCUUUGAAGCCGCAGUAGCCUAUGCAAACGCUGAGGUUUGCUGGGGAGGGUGUCGGCGACGUGCAAGGCGGAUUUAAGUUUUCCCACGGAACACACAACGCUCACGGCCUACUGACCGAUCAUGGCAUCCUUUUGAGCGGUUUAUCCUGGUGUGCCCUUGUCAGGACAGGAUAUAUAAGUUGUCACUUUUGAUUAGAACGUGGUUCAGGAAUGCAGCGCUGCCCCGAAGAAGGAGACACGAUCGCUGGGACAAGAACUUUAUUAGCCUGACGUUUCGGAUUCUUACUCGAAUCCGUCAUCAGAGACAACAGCAGAUACAGGUGAUUUACGCGCAAGGAGCUGCAGUAUUUAUAGGAUGCAGUCGCCAUGCUAUCGCAUACCUACGAACAUUCACGGCUCCCCCCUUCAUUGGCGAUCGUUGCACUUGGUGUGAUAACUGUUUGAUGGUCGACACAUGCGUCGUUAAUUUUUUCAGUUUCAUCACGUGCGUUGAAUGUUGGCUUUAUGAUUGCUCGACCAUCUGACGCACCGACCCUGGUGUUGGGAAAACUCUUCAUCUGGGCGCUCCCCACGUGGCUAAUUACUCCGCCCAGGCGAAGUUUCAGCACAGACUAUGGAAGGGGAAGUUCAUUGCACUUGUUAAUGGACUAGGGACCAGUAAACCAGGAUUCAAGUAGCUCCCAGCUCACGCGGUCGUCACCUCUUGCGAGAAUUUCGGCCUCGUCGCACUGUUGUUCUUUUAACGUGCUACAGAGUAUCAGCGGACCCCUAAUGUGAAAAUCAGUAAGGCCAGUUCACUUACUCAGUUUAUACCCUUGUUGAGCGCACGCUAUUUUACUGGAAGACUUACGAGUACUUUGUUUUGUUUUUAUUUUCCCAGAAAAAAUCCCUGGGUGGUUGCCAAGAAGGAUGAACACAUCCUCACCAAUAGGGCAACGUCGUUCCUCGUGGACAAUUUAAUGAGCCGCUACUGGCGUCGACCCCAGUUCUAUCCUCAGGACAUCUAUGAGCCCUACCACAAACGCACGGGCGUGCCAUGGGACUACGAACUGCACAAAAGGCGCUUUUACCCCUAA
Messenger RNA from Spirometra erinaceieuropaei, 7679 nucleotides. The record is from the annotation of a GenBank genome assembly. NCBI's taxonomy places the organism in Eukaryota, Metazoa, Platyhelminthes, Cestoda, Diphyllobothriidea, Diphyllobothriidae.